AUGGCUGACCUGCCCGUGCCUCGCAACCCUUCAUGGCCAACCGACCAGGCAGACCCGGCCUCGUGUUCCGCCGCGGGCGAGUUCUUCGCAAUGUGGCUGACUACCCCGGAGCAGAUCAAGGCCCGGACCUACCGGGGCCCGGGGAUCGAUGUUACCGCAAGAUACCUCCGCGUACUCUUCGGCGCAAGCACAGAGAACUGGUCCGACGGCCAAUUGGUUCAUUGGUUUCAAGACACCCAAGCCGAGGCGGAAAGAAGAUAUUCCACCCAGCCGGGGAGCCCGGAUCUCGGCAUCUUCUUUAACGAAUAUAUCAAGCCAGCCGUCGAUGGUUGCAGCGCUUCAGUAUGCCGGUCCCUCGGAUGGCAGGGCAACACCGAUCUUGCCGGCAUUGGGGUCUUCUCCUCAUAUUGCAUCGAGGCAGCCCUCGCAACCAUCUACCUCGUAGUCCUUCUCGCGAACCGCUUUAAAAUCUGGAAAAAGGGCCGCGUGUUGGACUCCUUCCUCGGCACGGUCAGCGACCUGGUGCAGGGCGUCUUCGUCUUUUCAGUCGCCAUCAUGAUUGCAUCACUGCACUCCAUUGUCAAGGUGCUCGACCAGAGCGACUACUCAGUGACGACGUACGAGAUCGUCACGGCUAUGCUCGUCACCAUCUUUUCCGUAUGCCCGGCCACCCUGCUGUAUGCCAUCGGUGGCAACAGUAAGGGUCCCAAGCCGAUCCUCCGCCCCAUCCUCCUGGUCAUCUGGAUCCUCAUGCUCGCCGUCGUCAACCUCGGGAGGACGACGGACCCCAGCAGACAGGCCUUGGCGGCGAAUACCAUCGGGCACCCGUUCGAGGUCUACUGCCAAGUUAUUGGCUCCGCCCCGCUCGAGGCAGCGCGCAUCUUUGCCGUCGCGGCCGCCGAAGGCGGAAAGGAGGAAGACGGCAGAGCAUGGCGCGUUAUUGUCUCUGUUCUUGCCUGUCUCGUCAUGUGGUUCUUCCUCGGGCUCUUCGCGGCAAUGCGCGCAACCAUCAUCGAUGUUGCCGGCGACUCCGACAAGUCAAACGAGUGGAGCUUCGGCCAGAUUGUUGCCCUCGCCAGCUGGGCUCCGGUGGUCCUCAACUUCUUUUAUCUCCUUUUCCUUGGCGUCGAAAAGGGUCAAGGCUCUAAGCUGCCACACGGUUAUACCAUUACAUCCUCGGACACCGGCAACGGUGGAGCAGAGGGAGGCGGGGGGCAAGGAGGUGAAUGA
Molecule: messenger RNA, 1230 nt
Organism: Canariomyces notabilis
Lineage: Eukaryota; Fungi; Ascomycota; Sordariomycetes; Sordariales; Chaetomiaceae
Exons: 4
Coding region: 1-1230 (409 amino acids)
Source: RefSeq, a predicted model, not a curated record